CCAGCGCCGUCCGCCAGCCUGGCUCGCCACCGCUCGCCCGCUGCUCAGUGUCCUCGCGAGCCAGCUUCGGCCGGCGAAGGCGACGUCCGGCGCGAUCCCGGGCCCUGGCCACAGGAGGCGGAGGCGCGGCCCCGAGCCUUGCUCAACGGUGCUGCUUAGGUGGUGAAAUUUUCCCGUGAAGAGUAAAGAUCCCCAAUCGUAGAAGUUCCCCGUAAGCACCAACAACUUGGAAAGCAAGGAGCAGUAUGACAGAACCAUCUGUCUGAGUCUGAAGUGUGAAGACCACCAUAUCCACCAGAAAACCCAGGAUGGAUCUCCACCAAAGCACCACAGUCAGGCUCCUGCAGAAAUGGUGUUCCCACGAGUCACCAUUUGGCUGCAGGAGACAUUAUAAUACCAGGAAAAAACUGAAGCUAAUUCGAGUUAUUGGCCUCGUCAUGGGCCUGGUAGCUGUGAGCACUGUCCCGUUUUCAAUCAGUGCCUUCACUAAGACAGACUCUCAGAGUAACAGAGGAGAAGCCGGUGAUGUGAAUGGCCCUAGGGUAGCAGAGGGUCACCGUCAAAGAACUCUCUUAGACUUAAAUGACAAGAUUCGAGAUUACACCCCACAGCCACCUGCUUCUCAAGAAGACCAAGCUGAGAACACUACUGAUCACAACCAGGGAGACUACCCAAAGGACAUCUUUUCCCUGGAGGAGCGAAGGAAAGGCGCCAUCAUUCUCCACGUCAUCGGAAUGAUCUAUAUGUUCAUAGCAUUAGCCAUCGUCUGUGAUGAGUUCUUUGUUCCUUCUCUAACUGUCAUCACUGAAAAACUGGGAAUCUCUGAUGAUGUGGCCGGAGCCACCUUCAUGGCUGCAGGGGGGUCAGCCCCAGAACUUUUCACGUCUCUUAUAGGCGUCUUCAUUGCACACAGCAAUGUCGGCAUUGGCACCAUUGUAGGUUCUGCCGUGUUCAAUAUCCUCUUUGUUAUUGGCAUGUGUGCUCUGUUUUCUAGAGAAAUCUUAAACCUGACCUGGUGGCCGCUCUUUCGGGAUGUGUCCUUCUACAUCGUUGAUUUGAUCAUGUUGAUCAUAUUUUUCCUGGAUAACGUUAUCAUGUGGUGGGAAAGCUUACUCCUCUUGACAGCUUAUUUUGCCUAUGUGGUUUUCAUGAAGUUCAACGUCCAAGUAGAGAGAUGGGUGAAGCAAAUGAUAAAUCGCAAUAAAGUUGUCAAGGUGACAGUACCAGAAGCCCAAGCAAAGCUUUCAGAAUUCCCUCCAGCCUCACAGGCAGAUGAGAGGACAGCUUGCCCUACAAUAACAAAUGACCCUGACUGCCAGAGUCUGUGUUUCGAGGUCUACCCUGAGACAGCCAGGCAUGGGUCCUGCAUAAGGAAUGUGACUGGAGAGCGGCUGACAGAAAAGACCCAGAGCAGCUGUAUGGAAGAGUCUUCUACAUCUGGGGACAAGGACGAGCCGACCCUACCGGCUAAGCCACGCCUCCAGCGAGGUGGAAGCUCUGCCUCCCUCCACAACAGUCUCAUGAGGAAUAGCAUCUUCCAGCUCAUGAUACACACCCUUGACCCACUUGCUGAAGAACUUGGAUCAUAUGGAAAACUAAAAUAUUAUGACACAAUGACUGAAGAAGGGAGGUUCCGAGAAAAAGCUUCAAUUCUCCACAAGAUUGCCAAGAAGAAAUGCCAAGUGGAUGAGAAUGAGAGGCAAAAUGGGGCUGCCAAUCAUGUGGAAAAAAUUGAACUCCCCAACAGCACGAGCACAGAGGUCGAAAUGACACCAUCGAGCGAAGCUUCAGAACCUGUGCAGAAUGGAAACGUCUCCCACAGCAUUGAAGCUGCAGAUGCCCCGCAGGCCACAGAGACUGCAGAGGAAGAAGAUGACCAGCCCCUCAGCCUGUCCUGGCCGUCCAACACCCGCAAGCAGGUCACCUUCCUAAUUGUUCUUCCUAUCGUAUUCCCCCUCUGGAUCACCUUACCUGACGUCCGCAAACCCGCUUCCAGGAAGUUCUUCCCUAUCACAUUCUUCGGCUCCAUCACUUGGAUCGCAGUUUUCUCAUACCUGAUGGUGUGGUGGGCACACCAGGUUGGAGAGACAAUCGGCAUUAGUGAAGAGAUCAUGGGUCUGACCAUCUUGGCUGCUGGGACCUCUAUCCCUGAUCUUAUCACCAGUGUCAUAGUGGCCCGAAAGGGCCUGGGGGACAUGGCUGUGUCCAGCUCUGUUGGAAGCAACAUCUUUGACAUCACUGUGGGGCUCCCACUGCCCUGGCUGCUCUACACUGUCAUCCACAGAUUCAAGCCAGUGACCGUCAGCAGCAAUGGCCUCUUCUGCGCCAUCGUCCUUCUCUUCAUCAUGUUACUUUUUGUCAUUCUCUCCAUCGCCCUCUGCAAAUGGCGGAUGAACAAAAUCCUCGGCUUCAUCAUGUUUGGCCUCUACUUCGUGUUCCUGGUGGUCAGCGUCCUCCUGGAAGACAAAGUUCUCGAGUGCCCUGUCUCCAUCUAGUGGAAAAGCCAUAUCUUAAACCAGCAUGGAUGGUCCCUCCCGGCUCUGGGCUCCAGGCUCCUUGCAGUCUUGAGAAGAGGCAGCUUGUGCACAGCCCUGGGAGGCAAGUGUCCCUCCUUUGGAAGGUUGGAGGAAAGGUGGAUUCCCAAGGGGCCAUUCACUUCACAGGCACCUUGCCCUUGCCUGCUGAAGGGCUCCGUGUAAGAAACAAAGAGGACCGUCUCUCCAUCACCACUGACAGGUACUCCUCGCUGGUCGGAGGUACAUUUAUUGUGAUGACACACAAGAGGACAGAGGCUAUACAUACAUAUAAAUAUUAUAAAUAUAUACACAUGAGCAUACAAAUCUUGCCUGUUUCUGUACUAUACCUCUCCUCCUAUACCUAUAGAUUAAUAUAUAACUGUACACAAACAGAAAGAAAAAUUAUAUAUAUAUAUAAAGAUAUAUAUUUAAGUGCAAAUGCAUCUUUUCAGGGAUAGUUCUAGCAUAUUUAUAGUACCUAUUUGAAGAGGGGCAUCAACCUUCGACCUUCAGUUUGUGCUUUGCUCCUCAAGUACAAAAGCCAAAUUAACAGAAUCAGUAGGCAAAGCCCUCUUUGCUGUGAUUUCUAGCCUGCUUUGGAUGUACUAAGUUUAGUGAAAUACUUUGAGGAAAGGAAAGCUUAAUUGAGGGAGUCUGUAGGAGCCCCAGUUAGAACCUCUAAAAUACUCUCACAAGCCAAAAAGAAUCACCCUGUUCAUCCCCACUGGGGUGCCCUAAGACCCCGGGGAUUCUGUAAGACAGAGGUAAAACUCAGACUAGGUGACAACCAAGGAGGGAUCUGCUGAGCGUUAGGCUGUUUUGUUUUGUUUUGUUUUGUUGUAAUGCCCCAGCAUGCGAGUAGAUGAUAUGAAUGAAAAACCAAAUUAGUGCUUUUCUAGGUCAGCAAAAAUUAUAAAAACUGAGCCUAUCAUGUUCCAGUGCAUGGCCCAUUAUCAUCAAGCGAACAAGGGCAAUCUUAGCCGUGAUUGUCAUCUGACAUGCUUUAAUGCCAAGGGCUCCCACACAGUCCAAAGUCCUGCCAAGAGUGCUGAGAUGUGUGCUGAGAAGCACCAUCCAGCAGAGGUGCUCAGUGGAGAUUGCCACCCAAUGGGAACAUAAGGGCCUAGCUCCUUAGAGCAUUUCUCAGUGUGGUCACAAAGGGCUGCAGUGUCUAAAGAUCGUUCCCAGGAGAUCUAAACUAAUGACUGACAGUGUUUGGCUGAGGCAGUUCAGGUUUGUCUGCAGAGGCAUUUAACCAUUUGGUGUGUGCCCCACCCUCUCACCCCAGAACAGUUUCCAAGUCCUGUGUCACACAUUUGGUGUGUAGACCCAUGCAACACCUGUAUCCCACCCCCCUCCUCAUCACAAUCCCAUCUGAAACUCUAGCGUUCCAAGCACAGUGGAGUCUGUGUAUGUUCCAUCAUCUCUUUACACUACUUGGAAGCAGUCACUCUGAUAUCUUGCUCAGCUUCACAUGGGGUCAUCUCAUUCAAGUUCUGUCUGACAUCUUGUGUGGCUUCUCAGGUUCAUUUCAGUAGAAAAUGGGACUGGUUGGCAGCCAACUUGAAAUUGAAAUUGAAAAAAAAAAAAUAUGCAGAGUUUUUCAUUUCCCUAAACCAUGCUUUCUCCUUAAAAUCGACUGAACAAGUGAACAGAGGGUGGCCACCUGCAUGUAAAAUCGGCACACAUCAUACCCAGAGAAUGUCACCUCGUAUUCACAACCUGAUCUGGCAUUCUGCCUUUUCUGAUUGUUGUGAACACCCUUAACACAGGAAGGCAGGAUACAGAACUCAAAGCUGAAUUUAAAAGGUCGGGUAACCCAAUACCCCAGCUCAAGUUCAGCAUUCCAUCUACAGACAACCCAUUUACAGAGCAUGGCAACAGCAGGCAGAGCCAAGCCUCUCCCCUCUCUUCACUUAUAAGCAAAAGGCACUUCAAAGUGGAGACCCCCUGAGGACACGUGAAAUAAAAAGGUCUGCUGCCUAAGAAACUGGCUUUCAAGUCUCUCCAACAAUGCAGAGUUGGGUUUUCAAUGGUGAAAGAGAAAUCCAUGCCCCAUUUAUCAAGGGUUGGACUUUGUAUGGGGCAAGCAUUUGUGUUGCUUCCUUACAGAGAAAGACAAGGGAAAAGUGAGUUUUCAAUUUUAAAAUCUCAGAUUCUUGUCCUGGCUGCUUGGAUGAGAGCAUGAUGAUGGUUGGAUAAAUUAUUUUUUCUGGUUGGUCUAUUGCUUAAAACGAAUUAUUCUUUUUAAACCAACUACAAAUAGACUGUAAAGUAAGAAAGGUCACAGAAUGUCUGCUCCCACCAUUACUAUCCCUUCCUCACCAAGAAGCCAGGAAGCACUCCAGAUGCCUAAGAGCUGGGAGUUCUGCUUCAUAGGGAGGGCUGUAGUAUUUAACAAAAAGUUCCUUUGAGAAGACAACGGUCCCAGAGCCAGUCCCCACUUCCAUGGUGUUCCUGUCCCUGAGAGGUGCAAGCGCCACCCACUGCUGCCUCGUGCUGUCUUGGUUGAGUAAUGGGUGGCUAUGUGGCCAUAUGUUAUCCUGGAAUCAUUCACAUCAUUGUAAAACUGCUUCCUACAUGAUAGAGUCAGAUCAUCUCCAAUUUCUUUUAGUGUUAGUGUGUGCAAGUGUACUAGAUCUGCUGACAAACAAUAUCAAUGAUGUCAUCACCCUAUCGGCCCAAUCACAUUUGAAAUCCCUAAGCAAAGAGCAUCAAAUUUGACAGUCAAGGAAGAGGAAACUCGUGCACACCAACCAAAGUGAACAUUUUUUUUUAUUCUGUGCACAUAUACACACAAACAUUCGCUUACCAUUCAAACACUUCAUCCCACAAAAUAUAGGAAGUGGCCAGCUGUAUCCCUAAUGCUUUCAGAGAAGCAAAAAUAUGCAACAAGAGGCAUGGGAGAAAAAUUUAGACUGCUGUCUCUUUGCUUCUCUGGAACAGGAUAUAAAAUAAUAUCAAAGGAUCAAGCCAAAAUUUUACACUCAUCCUAAAAUAAAGGAACUGUACCCAAAUGGGUCCAUUUGUUCACAGAAAACCAAGCCAGUCUUGCUUCCUACCACCUCUCUAUAGCCUUAGGCAACCCUGAAAUAGGAAAGAAACUUGGUUCAGACUGAGAAUUCUAAAAUAGAAACUCCUAGAUUUGCAUUUGAGAGUGCCCAUGAUACAUUCACCUGCCCUCUGGACCCGACCAGUUCCUGAUGGGAUGAAGCAUGAGAUUAAUGGUGUUAUUCAACUUCCCAGGACCUAAACAUGCCAGACAGAGUCAGCAGGGCAGAGUACAUGUGCAGAGGACGGGGUUAUUCAUCAGCUCAGCAGAUGAUGCAGAGUGUCUGAAGCCUCACAUUAGUGUCAUGAAAAGAGGCAAGGACCAUCUUAUAUUCAAGGAAAAUGCUUUGCAAGGCCUCUAACUGGGCCCAUUAGAAUUUAUUUUAUAGGGAAGACACAAGUCAGGUGAUUUGGAGGCCUUUCAGCAAAACACAGCUGCCUCCGUGAUUAGAUUUUUGGUAACAUUAACAUCCAUGUGCUCCUGGCCAGAGAGAGUUGGCCGCCUCCCCUACACCACCACUUUCCACAUCUUUUAAAUGCCUCUGUGACUUGAAAUGAAAUAAGGCAGGGUCUGUAAAAGAAGGUUAUCCACUCCCAGACCACCUUAACAGAUCACUGAAGAGACAAAGGUUACAACUACUGGCCAGUCAGAGGGGAAGAUGGAAUUUGAAGUAUUCCAUUGAGAGAAUUGCACUGAAACAUUUGAUAGGGUUUGAUGCUUGUCUGAAUGAAGCAUUUCAGAGAAUUUCGAUGGGCUUUCAUAACACACACACACACACACACAUACAGGCUCAAGUGCACAGGUACACACACAAGUUAUAUUCUUUCUUGCACCCGGAAAGAUUGGGACUCCAGCAAGUAGCAUGUUACAGACAGCAGGUCUGUUCAAAAAAAAAAAAAAAAAAAAGUGUGCUAUAGAAACUAACACCCACCCUUAUGUAUUUACCUGGCCUAAUAAUUUUAAAGUUAUCAUUCUCAACUCCCUUGUCUCUCACAACAUUCUUUUCAUUUAGCAGACAAGGCCUUCCCAUUAAAAGAGAGUUGGUAGGAAAAUAUAAAAAUCAAAGGGGAUAUGGGGGAGAGGAAAUCAUUUAUUUGUAAUAGGAUUCCUAAGAAAGCAACCAAAGUAUAUCUAUGAUGUUUAAAGUGGUUUUAAAAAGCAGAACUUUUUAAACAAUUGCUAGAGCGUAUACACGUUCUACAUUUAUUUGAAAAGCACAUGUCAAAUGAAGGACUCAGGAAAGAAAGGUACCUGUGCCUUGCCCCAGGGUCUGUCUGAGUUUAGUUUACUGCCUUUGGAUCUUUGUGGUCCUUUUUAAUCUCACAGCUUCAUAUUCCUUGAAAUAUAUAGCUAAGAAAAGCAAUAAAGGAAAUACAGCCAGUUCAGAUCCAAUACAUAUUAUUGCACCUUCAAGCUAUUUCUCUCAUGUCACUGGGCACUUUGGGUCCACAGAGGCUGUGGUUGCUGCAGCAAGAAGGACAUAGGCUUCUGUGCAAUCACAGAUGUGCUCACAUUCACUACAUCUGGAAGUAGCUUGCUUCCCACAUAGACUGCCCAGACAGCAUGCAUCCACAUGCCUUUCUCACACGUAGACAAUCAACCUCGCUUUAAACUACCUAAAUGGCACUGAAGUCUUUAAUCUUGUUCGUGAGUCUUUUCUUAAGGGUGGGAGAGAGGACCACAUAAAGGACAAACAAAUACAUGACCUAGCCAAGCUUUGAAAGACCAACCUAGUCCUGAAAGUUUAGGCACCUGGGUUCAAAUUAUUGUACAAUGAGCGACUAAAUGGAGAAGCAUGGUGCUUAAGCCUAAAGACUGAUGGGCUGGACUGGAAAAUUAAUAAGUACCUAAGGAUGAAGAAGUGCUGUGGACUUGCAUGGACUCCCACCAGAAACUGAUUCCACUAGGGGAAUCUGUCUUCUGUUUACCAUAGUACAAAGGACCACUGAUAGUGAGUCAUUAUGGGAUAUCAGUGAAGUGUUCCUAGAGUAACCAAAGUCAAUGUUUAACACUGACAGAAGAGUCCACAUCCAGCUUAACCCUAAAACCCUACAGCUGAUGACUUCACCGUUUUUUUUGUUUGUUUGGUUUGGUUUGGUUUGGUUUGGUUUGGUUUGGUUUGGUUUGGUUUGGUUUGGUUUUUUUGUGUUUCCUUUGUUGCAGAAGUCAACUGCUUUUGAACACUUUUUGAUCUUUAUCCAUGGCAUGGUUGAAAGUUGCCACUGUGGGACCCUGUACCUAUAUUUUCAUCAGAAGCAUCCUUGAAUUUUUGUUUGUUUGUUUGUUUGCUUAGGUGUUUUCUUCUUCCUCCUCCUCUCCCUCCUUUUCCUUUUUCUCCUCUUCCUUUUCUUCCUGCUGAUGUCACUGUUCCUCCUCAGUGUAAAUAUUCGAAAGUUUUAGACUUUUACCCCCAAAACAGCACCUUCCUAUGCAUGACUAAUCCCUGAAGUCCAUUCUAAUUGCUGUUGAAUGGCAGGCAGAAUCCAUAACCACAGAGGCACACAAUAGUGCAAAUACCUUCCAAGGACCAGUAGACUUGAAUACAGUACCAAUGGGAGUUGUCUGGUGUCAAGAUGAACUUUGGGCACAACGUUAUCAUAGAGCACUGGUGAGGUCAAGGUCGCAGGUCUUUUUGUAUCUUGCAUCUUCGUUCUAGAACAGUCAAAAAGGAAACAGGAAAGGAGCCGCAUCUGGGUUUGUGCUUGCCUACAUUGCUUACUGGGAGGAAGUCAUUUCAAAUAGGAGGUCAAAGAAAGGCUUGGAGCUCCUCUUGCUGUGAGUCCCACAGUGCAUUUACUCCUCAGUAAGGUCACUUCCCGACCUGCGAAACUUGUCACCCACAGAUGAGAAUUUUCUCUUUGGUUGCAGUUUCUUCAUAAUGGACAUAUAAAUAAUGAAGACACUAUGAAGUGUCAGUGACCCUUGGACACUGACAGAUCUCUAAAACUCUCCGCUAGCCAAAAGGAUAGCUAAUUUUCUUAAAUCGUGUUACAUACACAUAAAUGAGAGAAAAAGUGAAAUAAGUCUGAAUCCCAGAAUAAAAUUAUUUCCAGAAUGAAAUUGCAUGUGUGAAUUAAGGGCAGAGAAUUCCUUGCCAGUUUAAUUCAAUGACUCUCCAAUUCUUAUCAUCAGGAUAAAACUGAAGGACAAAGGAUGCCUUUUGGGUUUUUUAAUUUUUUUAAUAUUGCACUUUAUAGUAUUUCAUAAGAGACGAUUGUCUUAAUUAAAGCCAUAAAAUACCAAUAAUGCAUAUAUUCAGGGCUUCUGGAUAUAGUCAAUAAACAGUCCACGGGUCAUUCUAUGUGUUGUUCGUUGUAAAAUGAAGUUUAUCUGUUCUGUUUUUAUUACUUAAACUACUGUUCUAGACAAUCCUAAUUGACUAAAGAGUUUUAGGUGUGUAUUUUAAUCAAACUUUGAAAAUCAAAGGAAUUAUUCAUUUCAUGGAAGAAUUCUUCAUUUUCAAAGCAGCUCGUUGCAUGGUUUCUUUAAAUAGCAAGUUCCACUAUUGCACUGAAAAUAUUUCCUUUAAAAAUCCUAGACUAUUUUUCAGGAAUCCAUUUGCUAUGUUAAGCAAGAUUCACCCAUGUGGAGAUUGGAAUGGAUGAUUAGCAAACAUGCCUGGAAAAAUUAGGCUUCUGUUUUUACAUAAAUAUAUGAUGGAUCUAAGAAGUUCCCUUAUAAAAAUGGCAAGCAGAUAUACAACCUGUCGAUAAUAUCUUAUACUUAUAUUUGUUUACAUCCCUGGGAGGACAAGCAAAAACAACAGACUUCAUGAUGUGCUGGGUGGUAAAUUUUCUUUUCUGUCAAAACAUAGUUUCUCACUGGGGAUGGUAAGUUGUUCAUUCUCAAGACUAAAACCCUUAAUAUUUCACCUAGUAAUGCAAUCGGAGUGAGAACUGAGAUGAAGAGGCACAUAAUAGCCUAGAACAAUCCACCACACCAGGGUAGCUAAGUCAUCUACAUAAGCCCCAGUAUUAAUAGAGCAACCCCAUCAGUAAUCUUGGGCUUAAAUAGACAACUUGUCCUAAAGAAAAAUAUCUGAAUGCAGAGUCGAUGACAUUCCUCUAUCACAGGCUGCCCAAGGUUCUCAAAGAGUCAGACUGUCCAUCAAGAAUAGAGAGAGAUUCUGUUGAAUUUGGCAGAGUCCACCUUGGUCCCUGUAACUAACCUUGUUCUUUCAAGUCUCCAUAGCAACAGCUUCCAUCUUCACAAUGCAGACUCAGAGAGGUGAAUGAAAAAAAAAAAAAUAUGACUCGCAAACCAGGCCUGGUGACACACUUGUAAUUGGAGAAGUGAGGAGGUAGAGGCACGAGGAUUGGAAGCUCCCGAUCAGCUUUGGCUACAUAAAACCCUGUCUCAAAAAGGGGGCGAGGGGAACAAACACUAUCCUCUUGGUUUGAUGAAGCUACUGCUACUACAAAAGAAAAGAUAAGUUAUAUAUUUUUAAAACAGAAAUAUUAUUAAUGUUGAUCCCAACAUAGAUAUAUAUCCUACAAGGUAUAACCUACCUUUUAAAUGGGUUAUGUUAAAAAUAUAAAAGUGUGCUCAAGAUCUUCUGUUUGAGGAUGCACAAUCAAUUACUGCCAAUCAAACCUUUUCCAAACACUACAGCAGAACCUGUAACCCAGAUUUAGUCAUGAUAUUGCACCCGAUAAAUAUGUACAAUUACUAUGCCAAUCAAAAGAAUAAACCAAUCUUUAGAAUUUCUAAAUGAAUAUAUUUUGGAAAGAUCAAAACAUAUCGAAAUGCCAUUUUUGUGAAGGAUCUUUUUAGGUGUGGUCUAGGUCUCACAUGGCCUUUGUUUGCCUGCAUACUAAAGAAGCAUCUUAGCCCCUGUCUUUGCCCCUCCAGACUCCAGGGGAUGCACUUUAAAGUCAUCUUUGUCAUUUUAUGUUUGUUGUGAGCACUUUUCUCUGGCUGGCUAGAUGUACAGCGACUCCGUGUCAUUUACUUUGUGACUGUCUGUACAUAACUGGAAUUCAGAUGGCACCUGUACAUAGGCUGUUUGGAGUGGUGUGCUAGGGUCACGUGGUCUCACUCUGAUAAAGGGUUUUCUUCCAUGUUCCACUGUCUGCAUCCUUGUGCUUGUACUACUGAUAACUUACUGAAUAUACUUUAUGUAACUAAGUCUCCUCAGUGUAAAAGUAAUAACAAUAAAACAAUUGACU
Arvicanthis niloticus (Nile rat) is the source of this 10736-nucleotide messenger RNA. It is a transcript of the gene Slc24a2, whose product is annotated as solute carrier family 24 member 2. Gene Ontology annotation, molecular function: calcium, potassium:sodium antiporter activity; calcium channel activity. The record is from RefSeq and is a predicted model, not a curated record. Gene Ontology annotation, cellular component: plasma membrane. Lineage: Eukaryota; Metazoa; Chordata; Mammalia; Rodentia; Muridae. Gene Ontology annotation, biological process: long-term synaptic depression; long-term synaptic potentiation; intracellular calcium ion homeostasis.